AUGUUGCUGAAUCAGUCCCCGCAGGGGUCUUUCAGUGUUCCUGUUAACAUCACCCUGCAGGGCGCGCGGCGACGACACAUGCGAGACGUCAUUCAGGAAAAUGGAGGCAAGUGGAAGAACGCGCGGGAGAUGAAGGGCAACGAGAAAGCCAGAGCUCAAAUCCCCGAGUCCAGCGUAGGAGAAGACCGAGCCGUUCUCUUGGGCUUCACCAUGAUGACCUUCUCCAUCCUCACAUACUUUCUGGUGGGAAUCGUGAUGGUGAAACCAAGUCUCUACAGUGACUGGAAACCUAAGAACUGCACGCUGGUGAAUAUUGAUUUGGUAGAUGAAGUGAUGGAUUGCCGUGGCAUUGAUGGCUUUAAAUGCCUGCGUGUUCUGGUGAACAGCACCCCUGAAAAAACACUCCGACUUUACCACGAUGAAGACACUGUCAAACAAAAGCCAAAGUGUUUCUACAUUCCGAAAUGCCAACGAAACAAGACAGACCAAGAGGCUGAGGCCAAUAACAUCACAAAUGGGUUAAAGCUCAUGGAGAAUGGGGAGAAUAUCACGUGCUAUCUCAGUGCUGCACACCCAAAUGACGCCAUCUUCAGGAGGAAAUACACCGUUCAAAUGGCCUUGUACUACCUGCUGUGGCCCAGCCUCAUGUUGUUCGGUGGAAUCCUGCUGGUGGGGCUGGUGAAGCUCAACCAGCAUCUUGCUUUCCUCUGCACUGAGAUCAGAAGAGAGGAGUUACUGGGCAAGCAGAGUAAAGUGACGGAGGGAAGGAUCUACAGGCUCUUAAGAUGGAGGCCUGGAGGACCCACGGAGCAGCACGACCCAGUUAGAUAG
Messenger RNA from Carassius gibelio (silver crucian carp), 831 nucleotides. Its product is annotated as calcium-activated potassium channel subunit beta-3-like. The record is from RefSeq and is a predicted model, not a curated record. Bases 1 to 831 code for a protein of 276 amino acids. Gene Ontology annotation, biological process: potassium ion transport; detection of calcium ion. Gene Ontology annotation, molecular function: calcium-activated potassium channel activity; potassium channel regulator activity. NCBI's taxonomy places the organism in Eukaryota, Metazoa, Chordata, Actinopteri, Cypriniformes, Cyprinidae. Gene Ontology annotation, cellular component: voltage-gated potassium channel complex; membrane. The transcript has 4 exons.